AAUAUAAUAAUUGAAGCCAACUUCACGCAAUCAUAUUAAAAACAAGUUCUGGUGACAGCGUAACAUGAUUUUACCAUAUAUAUAUAAUAUAUUAAAAUUUAAAAAGUGGGAGCUGUUAUCCCUUCUAACAAUUUUAAUAGCAUUAAAGUGGUCCACAAUUAUUACAUUUCGACCGGACAUAAAUCGUUUAACAGAAUUACAUAAAUGUCCAGCAUGUUUUGGUAUUUCUGCAUGCAAUUAUAUUCAUGAAAUAGAUAUCGCAUUUCAUGAUUUUUAUUCUGUGUUUGCAUAUUUUUUUGGAGUAAAAAAUGUAUUUUUUGGAUCCUUUAAUAAUAGCAGAGUUGUUCUGAAGAAGUUAGCACAAAAUUCGGAAUUAGAUGAAUUUGAUCGAAUGCUUUGCAAGAACAAAAGAAUUUCUCAUGUUUGUAUAAAAAAUGCAAAAGAAAUAGAUAAUAAAGUUGAAGUCGAUUUCCAUGAACUUAUCAAAAAAGAAGUUCAUGUGAAUUCUACGAAAAAUAACUUCAAUCAUUUAAAACUUUGUCCUACUGUUCAACAUUUAAAUGAUCUCUUAAGUAAUGUAUAUCGUAAUGAGAAAAAUAUCGAUAGAAAUAUACUUCAUAUUAAUAUUUGGGUAUUGACAGUUCUUAAUCCUGAGCCUCUCCUUCUUCAGAUAUUAUCUACAAAUAAGGAUUGGCCAGUACCAAGAUAUUUUGGUACCUGUGGUCGCAUUUUAAUUGAGGAAUAUGUUGGGAUGCCGUUAACUGCUUAUUAUAAUGAACCAUGGUUACGUAGGGCUAAAUUAGCUUCGAGUCUUCUAGAUGCUGCUUACAAAUUUACUUACAAAGAUGAUAAUUUUGGCUUCUAUUUAACCGAUAUAUCUGCUGAUAAUAUAGCAGUUGAUUCAAUUGAUAAUGUAAAAUUUGUAGAUCUAGAAAAUGUCAUUAUUGUUGACAGAAACAUUGCUCCUAUAGAGAGACCAACUACAUGGAGUCAAUUACAAGUAAAUACUGAGAAUUUUAGCUGCUCAGAAUGUCUGGCAUUUUCUGGUAUUGAUAUAUGUAGUCAUAAAGUUAGUGAUCACAAUUACUAUGCAAUAUGCAAGAUAUUAUUAGCAAUAAAUAUAAAUAACAGUAUACUACCUGGUGGUCUACUACACGAUAUACCUGCAGAUAUAUCAAAAAAUUACCCAGAUGUACAACAUUUAAUACAACAAUGUGUGCAUCCCCAAACACUACUCAGCAGAAUAGAUGCUGGAAUGCAACUUAAAAAACUGUUAGAUUUUAUAAUACAAAACCAAAUAUAAGAAUUAAAUAAAAUUAUGCAAUUAAUUGUAAUCAAUUGUUAAAAUAAAUUAUUAUGUAACAAUUAAUAUCACAA
Bombus terrestris (buff-tailed bumblebee) is the source of this 1377-nucleotide messenger RNA. RefSeq names its product divergent protein kinase domain 2A. The coding region runs from base 65 to 1303 and encodes 412 amino acids. NCBI's taxonomy places the organism in Eukaryota, Metazoa, Arthropoda, Insecta, Hymenoptera, Apidae. The transcript is spliced from 4 exons. The record is from RefSeq and is a predicted model, not a curated record.